UCUCGUCUCAUUAAAAGACAGCUCAGCCCCUCCACCUUGUUCCCUCAUGACGCUGACUCUGUCAAGCUGCUGCACUUCAGAUCAGCAUUCAGAACCUCAUACAGCAUAUUACGCACAGAGUCUGCUGUCUCUCCCAGCAAUGACAUCUGGCCAGAGCUGCAUCCCAAAGCUGACAAGAAGAUGGAACGCAAAGCUUUUCCUUUUUACCCUUGUUCUCAUCUGCAUCUUUGUGAGCUUGCCAAGGGUUUCUCAUAGUGGCAGCUACAGGCCAAAAACCAUCACCAUCCUGCUGUGGUACUGGCCUUUCCUUACUCCAUACAGCCUAGCAGGGGACGUGUGUCUGAAGAGUUAUGGCAUCUCUGGCUGUCGACUGGUGGAUAAUCGCUCACUCUAUUCCACUGCUGACAUUGUGGUCUUCCAUCACCAUGAGCUGAAGAGUAAAAGGCAGAAACUGCCCCUUCAUCUCCCUCGCUCAGGCAGUCAGAGGUGGCUCUGGCUGUCUCUGGAAGCCCCACCAAAUAAUGGUAAUUUGAGGGAGUACGCAGGUAUCUUUCACUUGACAAUGUCAUAUGGACCCAAUGCGGACAUCACAGUGCCGUAUGGGAAACUUAUGCCCAAGGAGAAAAGUGGUGCAGCUGGGCCUGGUGACUUUAUCAUGACAAGAAAUAAGACUGACCUGGUCUGCUGGGUGGUCAGUAACUACAAUAAACUUCACAAAAGAAGCAGAGUGUAUCAGCAGCUGAAAAACACCAUCCCUGUGCAUGUGUAUGGCCGUGCUGUAAAACAGCAGGUGCCCCAGACUGAGCUGCUGAACUUAAUUUCCCGCUGCUAUUUUUAUCUGGCCUUCGAAAAUGCAGAGUCUCCACACUAUAUCACAGAGAAGCUGUGGCGAAAUGCCUUCCAGGCUGGGACAGUGCCCGUGGUUUUGGGUCCUCCACGUAGGGACUAUGAAGCUGUAGCACCACCGAAUUCUUUUAUCCACGUGGAUGACUUUGACUCCAUAGACGCACUUGGCAAAUUCCUAAAAAAACUAUCUACAGACACAGAACGCUAUAAAUCAUACUUUGCCUGGCAUCAGGACAGCACUGUUAAACUUUAUACGGACUGGAGAGAGAGGCUUUGCAAUAUCUGCCCAAUUUAUGAGAGACUGCCAUACAAGACAUACCAGGACUUGAGUGCAUGGGCAAGAUGAAGCUUUACAUGUACUGUAUUUAAAGAACAUUACGUGUAGCUCUCUCAAACAUUUUGCACAUUCAACACCUUUGCACAAUAGAAAAUAAUAAAAUAAAAAGUAGUGAUACACAAGGGUGUAACAAAGUAGUCUCAGCUUUGAUACACCUGUUUUUUUUCCUGCUAUAGUCCCACAUUAUCUGGUGUGAUUGCCGUUUGUCUGCACAUGCAAAACUUUUUGGGAAAAAAAAUCCUUCAUUUAUUUUAUCAAACAAACAGUAAAACCAAAAGCGUCACAUUCUUUUCAUUUGUGUGGUGCCCUCUUUGAAAAUAAGUCGCACAACUUCCCAUGUUUCACCUGAUUUACUGUUUACUGCAACUGUCAUAUUGUCAUGUACGCACACUUGUGGAUGUAUAGCUUAAGUACUGCAUUUAAAGCAGGUUAAAAGAUCGGCAAUACCACCACUUUUGGUAUCUUCUCUCAUACCAAGUAAUAAUGAUGAUACCCUGACACCAAUACAUUUGCUAUUAAAAUGUGAAUUCUGUGAAAACCA
Molecule: messenger RNA, 1724 nt
Organism: Pygocentrus nattereri (red-bellied piranha)
Lineage: Eukaryota; Metazoa; Chordata; Actinopteri; Characiformes; Serrasalmidae
Product: fucosyltransferase 7 (alpha (1,3) fucosyltransferase)
Exons: 2
Coding region: 47-1192 (381 amino acids)
Cellular component (GO): membrane
Molecular function (GO): alpha-(1->3)-fucosyltransferase activity
Source: RefSeq, a predicted model, not a curated record